GCUGUGGUUCAAAGCCACACAAAGAAAGCUGCUUAAGCAGUUGAAUAUUUUGGACUGCACGGACAAGUGUGGUUCGACUGCAAAGACUGCAGAGUAGAGGAAACUUAAUGUUUUAGAGAAGUUGUUAAAAAAUGGAGUCGUGGAAGAUGAGCAUCUUUAAGAGACAGACAUCACCUUGUCCUCCAAGCUAUCGAAGAUCUUUGUCAGAACCUGCUGAUGCAAAUUCAGAGAUAGGAGCAAGCUUAAAGAGCUAUCCUUGGCCUGGUCCAGUGAAAAGCAAGAGGAAGAAAAAUGAACAUGCUGCUUCCAGUCUAGAAAAGCCACUGGGUGCUUAUCGGUGGCAAACACAUCCCAGCUAUAGGUGGAAAGGGGGCAAAAGGGAGAGGUUGGAGACUAAUAAAAAAGGCUUGGAUGAACCUCAACAAAAGGUCCUGCCAAAGAUGGUUGGCAAUAAGGCUUCUUCCUCUGCUAACGAGGUCCUUGGAACAUCAACAGAGAAGCUGAACCUGGUCAACACCCGGUCACUUCGGGUUCCGUUCACCAGAUCUAUUUCAGAGCCAGAACCCCGCUGCAGUAUCAGAUUUGUUAGACCGUGGCCGACUUCAGGGAGAUCAGAGGAAUCUGAGCAACAGGGAUAUUUCAUCCGUGGCAUUUUCUCUACUCUUUCCAAUGGCUUCUCCAGGAUGCUGAGUCUAAAAGGAGAAUCAACCAGUGAGCCAGUAAGAGAAGAUGUCAAGGGGCCACCCACCCAUCGUCUGUCUUGUGGCCAGUCACCCUACACAGAGACGACAACAUGGGAGCGGAAGUAUUGCAUCCUCACAGACAGCCAGUUGGUGUUGCUCAACAAGGAGAAGGAGAUCCCUGUGGAGGGAGGACAGGAGCAGCAGACAGAUUCCACCAAAGGGCGAUGCCUGAGGAGAACCGUCAGUGUCCCUUCCGAGGGCCAGUUUCCUGAGUACCCACCAGAGGGCGCCACCAAACUUGAGGUGCCGGCAGAAAGGUCCCCCCGCAGACGGAGUAUCUCAGGGACCAGUACAUCAGAGAAACCCAACUCCAUGGACACUGUAAAUACCUCACCCUUCAAAGUACCAGGGUUCUUCAGCAAGCGUCUGAAAGGCUCCAUCAAGAGGACCAAAAGCCAGUCAAAGCUUGACAGAAACACUAGCUUUCGGCUUCCAUCCCUUCGUAAUGCAGAUGAUAGGGCUCGAGGUCUGCCUAAACUAAAAGAGUCACGUUCCCAUGAGUCCUUGCUGAGCCCUUGCAGUGCGGUGGAAUGUCUGGAUCUAGGCAGAGGAGAGCCUGUGUCAGUGAAACCACUCCAUAGUAGCAUCCUUGGGCAAGACUUCUGCUUUGAGGUUACAUAUUUAAGUGGAAGUAAAUGCUUCAGCUGUAACUCCGCUUCAGAGAGAGAUAAGUGGAUGGAAAACCUUCGUAGGACAGUUCAACCAAAUAAGGACAAUUGCAGACGAGCUGAAAAUGUUCUUCGUUUGUGGAUCAUUGAAGCCAAGGACCUUGCCCCUAAAAAGAAAUAUUUCUGUGAACUGUGCCUUGAUGAUACCCUCUUUGCUCGUACAACCAGCAAGACCAAAGCAGAUAAUAUUUUCUGGGGUGAACAUUUUGAAUUCUACAGCCUUCCGCCUCUUCAUAGCAUCACAGUUCACAUUUAUAAAGAUGUGGAAAAAAAGAAAAAAAAAGACAAGAAUAAUUAUGUAGGGCUAGUCAACAUUCCCACUGCCAGUGUGACUGGUCGCCAAUUUGUAGAAAAAUGGUACCCAGUGAGUACCCCUACACCCAACAAAGGAAAGACAGGAGGACCUUCUAUUCGAAUUAAAUCACGUUUCCAAACUAUCACCAUUCUGCCUAUGGAGCAAUACAAAGAAUUCGCAGAAUUUGUCACCAGCAACUACACCAUGCUGUGUUCUGUCCUUGAACCAGUAAUCAGUGUGAGAAAUAAAGAGGAGUUGGCCUGUGCCUUAGUGCACAUUCUUCAAAGUACUGGCAGAGCCAAGGAUUUUCUCACCGACUUAGUGAUGUCCGAGGUGGAUCGCUGUGGAGAGCAUGACGUCUUGAUUUUCAGAGAGAACACCAUUGCCACCAAAUCUAUUGAGGAAUACCUCAAGUUGGUGGGACAGCAGUAUCUUCACGACGCACUGGGGGAGUUCAUCAAAGCUUUGUACGAGUCCGAUGAGAACUGUGAAGUAGAUCCCAGCAAGUGUUCCUCGAGCGAACUGAUAGACCAUCAGAGCAACCUGAAGAUGUGCUGUGAGCUGGCUUUCUGCAAGAUCAUCAACUCCUACUGUGUUUUCCCUCGUGAGUUGAAAGAAGUGUUUGCAUCAUGGAAGCAGCAGUGCCUGACCCGCGGCAAGCAGGACAUCAGUGAGCGGCUCAUCAGUGCCUCAUUGUUUCUCCGUUUCCUGUGCCCCGCCAUCAUGUCCCCCAGUCUCUUCAACCUUAUGCAGGAGUAUCCUGAUGACCGCACAUCUCGCACCCUGACUCUGAUUGCCAAGGUCAUUCAGAACCUGGCUAACUUUGCCAAAUUUGGUAACAAAGAAGAAUACAUGGCGUUCAUGAAUGAUUUUUUAGAGCAUGAAUGGGGUGGAAUGAAGCGCUUUCUUUUGGAGAUCUCUAAUCCAGACACCAUCUCAAACACCCCAGGCUUUGAUGGUUACAUUGAUCUGGGCCGAGAGCUUUCAGUUUUGCAUUCCUUACUGUGGGAAGUAGUUUCCCAACUUGAUAAGGGUGAAAAUUCCUUCCUACAGGCGACCGUGGCAAAGUUGGGACCUCUCCCUCGAGUUCUUGCUGAUAUUACCAAGUCUCUGACUAAUCCUACGCCAAUACAACAGCAACUGAGGCGCUUCACUGAGCAUAACUCCAGUCCGAAUGUCAGUGGAAGCCUCUCCUCUGGGCUGCAGAAAAUAUUUGAAGACCCCACUGACAGUGAUUUGCAUAAACUCAAAUCUCCAAGCCAGGACAACACAGAUAGCUAUUUCAGAGGGAAGACAUUAUUGCUGGUUCAGCAGGCGUCCUCCCAGAGCAUGACUUACUCUGAAAAGGAUGAAAAGGAAAGCAGCCUUCCUAAUGGCCGGAGCAUCUCCCUCAUGGACCUCCAGGACCCUCACGCCGCUCAGGUGGAGCACGCGUCUGUCAUGCUUGAUGUGCCUGUGCGCCUGACGGGAAGCCAGCUUUCCAUCACGCAGGUGGCCAGCAUCAAACAACUGCGGGAGACCCAGAGCACCCCCCAGAGCGCCCCCCAAGUGAGAAGGCCCCUGCACCCAGCCCUGAACCAGCCAGGCAGCCUCCAGCCCUUGUCCUUCCAGAACCCUGUCUAUCACCUCAAUAACCCAAUUCCAGCAAUGCCAAAGGCCUCUGUGGAUUCCAGUUUGGAGAAUCUAAGCACUGCCAGUUCCAGAAGCCAAAGCAACAGCGAGGACUUCAAACUCAGCGGGCCCAGCAAUAGCAGCAUGGAAGAUUUCACCAAACGCAGCACCCAGAGCGAGGACUUCUCCAGGCGGCACACUGUGCCGGACAGGCACGUCCCUCUUGCUCUGCCGCGGCAGAACAGCACCGGGCAGGCCCACAUCCGGAAGAUGGACCAGGCUGGGUUAGGUGCCCGAGCCAAAGCCCCGCCAUCCCUGCCACACAGCGCUUCUUUACGGAGCACGGGGAGCAUGUCGGUGGCGUCUGCGGCACUGGUGGCCGAACCUGUGCAGAACGGGAGCCGGUCCCGGCAGCAGUCCUCCUCCUCCAGGGAGAGCCCCGUUCCCAAAGUGAGAGCCAUCCAGAGACAGCAGACGCAGCAGGUACAGUCACCUGUGGACUCUGCCACAAUGUCCCCAGUAGAGAGGACAGCAGCCUGGGUGCUGAACAAUGGGCAGUAUGAAGAGGAUGUGGAAGAGACUGAGCAAAAUCAAGACGAAUCCAAGCACGCUGAGAAGUACGAGCAGGAAAUUACGAAGCUGAAGGAGCGCCUGCGAGUGUCCAGCCGGCGGCUGGAGGAGUAUGAACGCCGCUUGCUGGUGCAGGAGCAGCAGAUGCAGAAGCUGCUGCUGGAGUACAAGGCCAGGCUGGAGGACAGCGAGGAGCGCCUGCGCAGGCAGCAGGAGGAGAAGGACAGCCAGAUGAAGAGCAUCAUCAGCAGGCUGAUGGCUGUGGAAGAGGAACUGAAGAAGGAUCACGCCGAGAUGCAAGCAGUUAUUGAUGCAAAGCAAAAAAUAAUUGACGCACAGGAAAAGAGGAUCGUGUCGCUGGAUUCGGCCAACACCCGACUGAUGAGCGCGCUGACGCAGGUGAAGGAGCGCUACAGCAUGCAGGUCCGCAAUGGCCUCUCCCCCACCAACCCCACCAAGCUUUCCAUCACGGAGAAUGGUGAAUUCAAAAACAGCAGCUGCUGACGGCCUUGGUGAACACACAGACUGUGGGAGGAGACAGAAGGAAAUGUCCCCGCUCUCCUGGCCCCAGCCCUCUCCCCGACCCCCCAGGUUUACAGAAUGUUGCUACUUCUGAACAGUAGAGUGGCGAGACAUUCUCGAAUGAAGAAAGGAACCUUGUCUUUCAGGGCAUAAGGCUGAGACUUCCAAGGUCGAUGCUUUUCCCCCAUGUCUCUAUGUACAUAGGGAACUUAGUUCUGGGCCAUGUACAGAAAAUACCACUGUAAUAUACCAAAAGGAAGUGAAUAAUGUAGAAUACCUUUUUAAUUAUUACUAUUUUUAUUAUUGUUUUCCUCUUGUUGAAAGCACUGCGGUUGUUAGAGGAGGAAAAAGUAGGAACGAGGGGUGAGUGAGCGAUGAGCCCGCGGGCUCAGUAGGUAGAGACCAAGUGUCUGUCGGAUAGAAGCACGUGGAGUGCAAUAGGACAUCGUCAGAAUGAAUUUUUCAGGGAUUCAUCUGCCAGUCUAAAACCCCACUCUGGCCCCGUUGUCCUGUAGGAGAACAUACAAAUACCAAGAACCAACCAAAACAAUUGAUCCCACUGAUCAACCAAGACUGGUUCUGGAUGGACAGCUAAUCCGAUUUGGGGAUACACUGUUUCAGAAGACACAGAUAAGAGCUGUUGCAUCAAAACUGGACUUUAGGAGUGGUUUCCAUCGAACUCCUGUUGAUGUCUAUUUCCUUCUGUCUACAGCAGAUGGGAAUUUUCCAUUUUAGAUAGGGGGCUUUUUUUAACCCCAGUUGUAAUAAAGGGUGUUCUUUUUCCUCUUUA
Molecule: messenger RNA, 5199 nt
Organism: Neogale vison (American mink)
Lineage: Eukaryota; Metazoa; Chordata; Mammalia; Carnivora; Mustelidae
Gene: RASAL2
Product: RAS protein activator like 2
Exons: 18
Coding region: 132-4391 (1419 amino acids)
Biological process (GO): regulation of GTPase activity
Source: RefSeq, a predicted model, not a curated record